Molecule: messenger RNA, 1225 nt
Organism: Gloeophyllum trabeum ATCC 11539
Lineage: Eukaryota; Fungi; Basidiomycota; Agaricomycetes; Gloeophyllales; Gloeophyllaceae
Product: Mov34-domain-containing protein
Exons: 8
Coding region: 30-1115 (361 amino acids)
Biological process (GO): protein deneddylation
Cellular component (GO): cytoplasm; COP9 signalosome
Molecular function (GO): metallopeptidase activity; deNEDDylase activity; protein binding
Source: RefSeq, a predicted model, not a curated record
ACCGCCAGGACUACACUUUGUCCUCGACGAUGUCUGCGAAUGAUACAGCGUUCAAGACGUUCUCGUUGACGAACGACAUACUGGAGGUGUCUCCAGAAGAUGAGAUAUAUCGAUAUGACAAGGAUGCCGCGAAGAGGCUCGAUAAGGAGGCCCCUUGGACAAAAGAUCCCAAACACUUCAAGAAAUGUAGAAUAUCUGCAGUGGCAUUGAUUAAGAUGGUCAUCCAUGCACGAUCGGGUGUACCGUACGAAAUUAUGGGCCUUAUGCAGGGCAAAGUUGUGGGAGAUGCGAUGGUCGUUAUGGACUCUUUUGCGCUACCUGUGCAAGGUACGGAGACGCGAGUGAAUGCUGCAAACGAGGCGAACGAGUACAUGGUGCAAUACAUUCAAGGGAGCGAGAAGGUUGGACGAUUAGAGAAUGCCGUUGGCUGGUACCACUCUCACCCAGGGUACGGCUGCUGGCUAUCUGGAAUCGAUGUCUCCACGCAGAUGAACAACCAGAAAUACACCGACCCCUUUGUUGCCGUCGUGAUCGACCCCAACCGCACCAUCUCCGCAGGAAAGGUCGACAUCGGCGCUUUCCGCACAUACCCGGAGAACCACAAGCCCGAAUCGAGCUCCAGCUCCGAGUACCAAUCCAUCCCGCUAAGCAAGAUCGAGGACUUCGGUGUUCACGCGGACCAGUACUACCCGCUGGAGGUGGAGAUAUUCAAGUCGAGUCUGGACAACGAGCUACUGGGCCUGCUGUGGAAUAAGUACUGGGUGAACACCCUCAGCCAGAGUCCGCUGAUUUCCAAUCGCGAGUAUGCCGUAUCUCAGUUGAGUGAUUUGCAUCAGAAACUCGCGAAGGCGCAGACGACCGUGCAGAGCUCGCGCCCUACCCUACCAUCGCUCAAAGACGACACUGAUGGCCCGAAGAAGGAAACAAAGAAGAAAGAAGACAGUCAGCUCACGAAGAGCGUCCGAGAUAGCAUGAAGAUCGCCGUGGAGGCGCAGCACGGCCUUAUCUCACAAGUCAUAAAAGAUGUGAUAUUCUCCCUUCGACCCGGUGCAACCCCGGCUGCAUCUUUAGCUCGUGCUGAGGAGGUCAUGGAUACGACGAUGUCUCUCAACUGAUUGGUGUUUUGCUAUCGGGCGCUAUCUCAUGUGAAUGAUAGAUUGUAUUGCAAUACAUGUGUAUUAUAGUGAAAUCAUUGCUCUGUCUGAGUGACCAGAUGUGCAAACCC